This is a messenger RNA of Penicillium expansum, 174 nucleotides long. RefSeq lists its product as uncharacterized. The record is from RefSeq and is a predicted model, not a curated record. The transcript has a single exon. NCBI's taxonomy places the organism in Eukaryota, Fungi, Ascomycota, Eurotiomycetes, Eurotiales, Aspergillaceae. The coding region runs from base 1 to 174 and encodes 57 amino acids.
AUGCUAGCUGAUUAUUGCCCCUCGCCCUGCUCUGUCUUUGAAACCUUUCGAGCAUGUGGGUUGUGUGGGCUCAUCCACCCCCUCUACGGAGUACCUCUGCCUUUUGACCCCUCUACGCUGGGGGCUGAAGCACAAAGUCUGGAACCAGAGAUCAGCCUCAAAGACGUCAACUGA